AAUAAAAGGUAUCAAAUAAAUUGGGUAUAAAAUGGUUUAGAAAAGGUUUUUUAACGACAUUUGUCCGGAUAGGCGCAUGCGCAGGACCAGAGAACGGCCGCGUGCCUGGCGCCAAAAUUCGAAAAGCGGAGGGGAGUGUUCUGUUGUUGACAGCACCAGCUCUCCUUAUAGCGUCGUGGUUUUUACACGUUAUUACAACAUAUCGAAAAGGAUUACUUUGGAAAUACUUUGGGAAAGGACAACGCAAAGAUGCACAUCAAAUCUAUUAUCUUAGAAGGAUUCAAGUCCUACGCGCAGAGGACAGAAAUCAACGGAUUUGAUCCGCUCUUCAACGCUAUUACUGGACUUAACGGGAGUGGAAAAUCCAAUAUUCUCGACUCGAUAUGCUUUCUAUUGGGGAUAACCAACUUGUCUCAGGUGCGAGCGGCCAAUCUCCAGGAUUUGGUGUACAAGAACGGUCAGGCCGGCAUCACCAAAGCCACGGUGUCCAUAACAUUUGACAACGCAAACAAGAGCCAGAGUCCGCUUGGGUUCGAGACCCACGACGAAAUCACGGUCACAAGACAGGUGGUGAUAGGUGGUAGGAACAAGUACCUGAUCAACGGGGUGAAUGCCAACAACACCAGGGUACAGGAUCUGUUCUGCUCUGUGGGACUCAAUGUUAACAACCCCCACUUCCUCAUCAUGCAGGGGAGAAUCACCAAGGUUCUGAACAUGAAACCGCCUGAGAUCCUAGCCAUGAUAGAGGAGGCAGCAGGAACCAGGAUGUAUGAGUGUAAAAAGAUCAGCGCCCAGAAAACCAUUGAGAAGAAGGAAGCCAAACUCAAAGAAAUACAGACGAUCCUUAAUGAAGAGAUCACUCCUACCAUGGAGAAGCUGAAGGAGGAGCGUUCUUCAUACCUGGAGUACCAGAAGUUGAUGAGGGAGAUAGAACACCUGAGUCGUCUGUACGUGGCCUGGCUGUUUGUCUGCGCUGAGGAGACCAAGGUCAAGUCAGCGGAGGACCUGAAGGUAAUGCAGGACUCCAUCACUCAGCUGCAGGCCAGCAUGGCAGAAAACGAAAACAAGGUCCAGGAACUCUCCGCCCAGAUACAGGAACUGCAGAAGAAGAGGGACCAAGAGGUUGGUGGAGUGCUGAAGGGUUUAGAGGAGACUCUGUCUGAGGUCCAGAGGGUCGAUGCUAAAGCCCAGAGUGCUGUGGACAUGAAGAAACAGAACCUGACAGAGGAGACCAAGAAGAGGAAGGAACUGGUGAAGAGCAUGGAGGAGGAUAAGAAGAUGCUAGUUGUUAAGGAAGGAGAGGUAUCCAAGGUAGCAAAGAAGCUGUCUGCCCUACAGGAGGAAGGUCAGAAGGACAGCGCCGCCCUAGAGGCAGCACAGAGUCACUUCAAGGCUGUGUCCGCAGGGCUGUCCACCAAUGAGGACGGGGAAGAGGCCACGCUCGCCGGACAGAUGAUGACCUGCAAGAACGACAUGAGUAAAGCUGACACCGAGGCCAAACAGGCCCAGAUGAAGCUGAAGCAUGCCCAGCAGGAGUUGAAGGCCAAGCAGGCGGAGGUGAAGAAGAUGGACUCUGGUUACCAGAAAGACCAGGAGGCCUUCAACACUGUCAAGAAGAACAAGGAGAAACUAGAGGCUGAUAUGGAGAAACUACAGUACCAAGAUGGGAAGGAGGAGGGUCUUCUGGACAGGAAGAGACAGCUGAACCGUGAGGUCACCACCCUCAGAAAUACCUACGAGAGUCUGAUGUCCCGCUUCCCUAACCUACGCUUCGACUACAGUGACCCAGAGCGUGGCUGGGACCGUAGCAGAGUAAAGGGACUCCUAGCUAACCUGAUAACAGUCAGUGAUGUGUCCUACUCUACUGGACUAGAGGUGGUGGCUGGAGGGAAACUCUACAAUGUGGUGGUGGACACUGAGGUGACAGGUAAGAAGUUGUUAGAGAAAGGAGAGCUGAAGCGUAGAUACACCAUCAUCCCACUCAACAAGAUCUCUGCCAGGACACUUAAUGACAGCGUGGUCAACACAGCCAAGAGUCUGGUAGGGGAGAAGAAUGUCCAUACAGCUCUGUCUCUGGUUGGCUAUGAGGCAGACCUGAGGAAGGCCAUGGAGUACGUGUUUGGUUCUACGUUGGUGUGUGAUACAUUAGACAACGCCAAGCGAGUGGCCUUCGACAAGAGAGUCAUGACCAAGACUGUUACUCUGGGGGGGGACGUCUUCGAUCCUCAGGGGACGCUGAGCGGAGGAGCCCGUUCCCAGUCAGCCUCAGUGUUGUCCAUUCUCCAGGAGCUGAGAGAGGUUCAGGACAGUCUGUCAGCCACAGAGACGGCGCUACAGACCCUGGACAAAGAACUGGCUGGUCUCAAGGGGACUGCUGAGAGGUAUCGUUUGUUAAAGCAGCAGUUAGACAUGAAGACAGAAGAGUUAGACAUUCUCCAGGCUAAACUCCACCAGAGUUCCUUCCAUAAACAACAGGAAGAACUGAAGAUGUUACAGAAGACCAUCGAGGAGUGUGAGGAGACCCUGCAGAGCAGUAACGAGGUCCAGAAGAAGGCAGAGGAGAAGUACAAGGUGUUGGAGAACAAGAUGAAGAAUGCGGAGGCAGAGAGGGAGAAGGAACUGAAAGCUGCUCAACAGAAAGUCAACUCUGCUAAAACCAAGGCUGACGCGUUCAGUAAGAAACUGAAGGAGAGACAACAGGAGGCUGAGUCCCUAGUCCUAGAGUUGGAGGAGUUGAAGAGGGAGCAGGCUGGCUAUGAACAACAGAUCCUGGCAGUAGAUGAAGCCAUGAAGACUAUCCAGGAACAGAUAGACAACAUGUCUACCACCGUGGCAGAGAACAAGGAGUCUGUGCGUAAGGCCCAGGAGGAGUUGACUAGACAGAAAGAGGUGAUCGUAUCCCAGGACAAAGAGAUCAAGGGUAAGAGUACAGAAGCUAACCAUAUGAGAGAGAAAACCAAUGAGUCUCAGCUGAAGAUUAAAGAGUUGGAACACAACAUCAGCAAACACCGUAAAGACAGUCAGGAUGCUGCUGCUAAGGUACAGUUACUGAUCAACAAACACCGUAAAGACAGUCAGGACGCUGCUGCUAAGGUACAGUUACUGAUCAACAAACACCGUAAAGACAGUCAGGACGCUGCUGCUAAGGUACAGUUACUGAUCAACAAACACCGUAAAGACAGUCAGGACGCUGCUGCUAAGGUACAGUUACUGAUCAACAAACACCGUAAAGACAGUCAGGAUGUUGCUGCUAAGGUACAGUUACUGAUCAACAAACACCGUAAAGACAGUCAGGAUGCUGCUGCUAAGGUACAGUUACUGAUCAACAAACACCGUAAAGACAGUCAAGACGCUGCUGCUAAGGUACAGUUACUGAUCAACAAACACCGUAAAGACAGUCAGGAUGCUGCUGCUAAGGUACAGUUACUGAUCAACAAACACCGUAAAGACAGUCAGGAUGUUGCUGCUAAGGUACAGUUACUGAUCAACAAACACCGUAAAGACAGUCAGGAUGCUGCUGCUAAGGUACAGUUACUGAUCAACAAACACCGUAAAGACAGUCAGGAUGCUGCUGCUAAGGUACAGUUACUGAUCAACAAACACCGUAAAGACAGUCAGGACGCUGCUGCUAAGAUACAGUUACUGAUCAACAAACACCGUACAGACAGUCAGGAUGCUGCUGCUAAGGUACAGUUACUGAUCAACAAACACCGUACAGACAGUCAGGACGCUGCUGCUAAGGUACAGUUACUGAUCAACAAACACCGUAAAGACAGUCAGGACGCUGCUGCUAAGGUACAGUUACUGAUCAACAAACACCGUAAAGACAGUCAGGACGCUGCUGCUAAGGUACAGUUACUGAUCAACAAACACCGUAAAGACAGUCAGGAUGUUGCUGCUAAGGUACAGUUACUGAUCAACAAACACCGUACAGACAGUCAGGACGCUGCUGCUAAGGUACAGUUACUGAUCAACAAACACCGUAAAGACAGUCAGGACGCUGCUGCUAAGGUACAGUUACUGAUCAACAAACACCGUAAAGACAGUCAGGAUGCUGCUGCUAAGGUACAGUUACUGAUCAACAAACACCGUAAAGACAGUCAGGAUGCUGCUGCUAAGGUACAGUUACUGAUCAACAAACACCGUAAAGACAGUCAGGACGCUGCUGCUAAGGUACAGUUACUGAUCAACAAACACCGUACAGACAGUCAGGACGCUGCUGCUAAGGUACAGUUACUGAUCAACAAACACCGUAAAGACAGUCAGGAUGCUGCUGCUAAGGUACAGUUACUGAUCAACAAACACCGUACAGACAGUCAGGACGCUGCUGCUAAGGUACAGUUACUGAUCAACAAACACCGUAAAGACAGUCAGGAUGCUGCUGCUAAGGUACAGUUACUGAUCAACAAACACCGUACAGACAGUCAGGAUGCUGCUGCUAAGGUACAGUUACUGAUCAACAAACACCGUAAAGACAGUCAGGACGCUGCUGCUAAGGUACAGUUACUGAUCAACAAACACCGUAAAGACAGUCAGGAUGCUGCUGCUAAGGUACAGUUACUGAUCAACAAACACCGUAAAGACAGUCAGGACGCUGCUGCUAAGGUACAGUUACUGAUCAACAAACACCGUAAAGACAGUCAGGAUGCUGCUGCUAAGGUACAGUUACUGAUCAACAAACACCGUACAGACAGUCAGGACGCUGCUGCUAAGGUACAGUUACUGAUCAACAAACACCGUAAAGACAGUCAGGACGCUGCUGCUAAGGUACAGUUACUGAUCAACAAACACCGUACAGACAGUCAGGACGCUGCUGCUAAGGUACAGUUACUGAUCAACAAACACCGUAAAGACAGUCAGGAUGCUGCUGCUAAGGUACAGUUACUGAUCAACAAACACCGUAAAGACAGUCAGGACGCUGCUGCUAAGGUACAGUUACUGAUCAACAAACACCGUACAGACAGUCAGGACGCUGCUGCUAAGGUACAGUUACUGAUCAACUCUGCUUUCUAAUCUCCAUUUGAUCUGUCGUCUCCUAAUCUCUUUAUGUUCAUAUUCUGUCUGUUUCUAUCGAUCUGUUUGUCUCUUCAAAGGAGAUC
Messenger RNA from Salmo salar (Atlantic salmon), 5099 nucleotides. NCBI's taxonomy places the organism in Eukaryota, Metazoa, Chordata, Actinopteri, Salmoniformes, Salmonidae. The record is from RefSeq and is a predicted model, not a curated record.